Molecule: messenger RNA, 4230 nt
Organism: Trypanosoma cruzi
Lineage: Eukaryota; Euglenozoa; Kinetoplastea; Trypanosomatida; Trypanosomatidae
Exons: 1
Coding region: 1-4230 (1409 amino acids)
Molecular function (GO): protein-containing complex binding
Source: RefSeq, a predicted model, not a curated record
AUGCAGUCACGGACGGAGCUUCCAUUGGCCACCGCGUCAAUGAGUUUAUCGUUCAGAAAGCGAAAAAGUGGAUGCUCCACCGUCGGUGAGGAUGAGCCGGUGGUUGCCGGCAUUGAGGUGGACAGACUGUCUUUCAUCAAUACCGCACUUUGCGCCGUCCCGGGCAACACCCUCCGUGCCUUCUUUGCGCCUGUCAUGGCUGUCAGGCUUUCGCUUCUGAGGCGGAGGCGACUCACGCAACGGCAUCUCUCCUCUCCCCCAGCGAGGUCAGACAAGAUGUUUCAGGAGGGCGUGCGUGUUCUUACAAAGGCGCUUGUGGACGCGUCGCUUGAACUCCUUGAAACCCCAAUGCCGCUUGACGAAAAGGAGCUCGCGACGGCUUUGAGGGGAAAACUGACGCCAGUUUGCUACGAGCCGGGGGCGGUGCUUGCGUACCCUGGUGAAGUUCCAGAGGGGCUGUUUGUACACGUGGUGCUGAGUGGGAGUGUUCAGGUGGUGAACUACCAGACACAAAACCGCAAAGGCCCCAUUGCCGACAGCAGCAAAAGACAAUAUUUUUUCAGCAAUGAUUUGCUACGACUAAAUGGAUUGUUGGGUCUUCAGCCGGAGCUGUUUCGGCUUGUCUCUGCUCCUGUGGAAAUUCCCGGCGAUGCGGCCAGUGAUGUGGUUUCGAACUCCACCGUGUCCACAUCUAUUCAACGCACGCUCCGACGUGCUUCGCGUAUCAUUGGACAACCAACACUUUUGGCUACCCGCACAGAAUUAUUCCGAGCUCCCUAUGUAUGCUGCGCCGCUGAAGCAUUGGGAUUAGAGCCUUUUCGACUUGCCACGGUUACAGCAGAGGCGGCAUCGCCGGAUGGCAAGAGAGAGACAAACUGUGAUUCAAGAGUAACCGUGACGAUGCGCGUUCGAGCCAAUGAUCUCCACAAUGCCCUUAUUGAAAUUGCCCUGCGUCAGCGUGAUAAGUCCAAGACGCCUGUUUCUCAACUGGGCACACUUCGUAACGUGCCGGGGCUUUUGGAUUAUAUUGCAGCCGCACGGGUAAAGUCGAUCUCUAGUCAUUAUCCACUGAAUGAAAUCCUCAUGCGUCAGAGUUGGUUGCUGCAAGAUACCCCGGCACACACAAUACGUUUCCUUGUCACGCACCUGACACCUCGGUUUUACUUUCCAGGGGAAGUUAUUCUUUGUCCCCAUUCAAUGUCUCGCCAGCUUUGCUUCUUGCGCCGGGGCACUUUGACGAUUGAGGAACCCCCAUCGACAGGAUUUCGUGGUGCGGGGAACCACUGCUGUGGGGAUUAUAAUCCAAAAAGGAAGAUAUUACAAGAGGUGCCAGUGGGCGCCUCCUUUGGCGAGUUGUCUGUAUUGUUUGGGGAACCCAGACAAUUUGUCUUGCGGGCACAAACUGCUUGCGACGUUUGGUGCCUUUCUUGUCAAAGUUUUGCGGCAACGGUGAGACGUGAUGAUGCUCUGCGUCGAAAUUUACUUUCCAAAGCUGCUGCACUGCGGAUGCGAUGGCUGGGAGAGCAGAGGUACACAUCUUCGCUGGCGCGAGUGUUGCGUGACAGUUGUGAACUCUUUCGUGAGGCACCGGAUAGUUUUAUUCGUCUUGUACAGGAGCGCAUGGAGCCCGUUGUUUACCCACCGGGCACCUUGCUUACAUCAAUUUCCACACGCUGCACGGAGAUGUUGAUUAUUCUUCAUGGCAGGGUGACAUCGAUCGUCGAUGGUGUGGCGGAAUACGGCCCUGGAAGUGUUAUUGGUGAACCCACCAUCAUUGAGCAUCGCUGGCCGUUGGGUCUUGUGUCCAAGUCCAUGGUGGAGGGAUGGAAAUUGACGCGUCUUCACCUUCGCGACGCGCUCCGCCGUAUUGAAAUUCUUCGUCGGCACUCCGGUGAAGUUGGCACGCAUGCUCCGCAGUUGAUGCAAAGCAUCUUUGUACCCCCUGUUCCUCCUUGCGAGUUGGAUGCCGUGGGUCGGUCGAGGAUGCCGGUGGUGGACCCACCACCACGUGGCCGGACGUACAUGGAAUUCGCAAGGUGGCUUGCGGAGAUACAGCUGAAGGCCAUGUGCUUCCAGUUCCGUGACUUUGUGAAGUGGUCGGAUAUUUCUUACAACACACUUCCUGGGGAGGCGGAUGAGCGACCGUCAACUGGUCCGCCGACAGAAUCAACGGAGGCUGCCAAUUUCGAUUUCAUUAAUUAUAAGGCGGUUGCCGCGGGGAAUGGCGUGAAGGCUCUACGCUGUGUGAAGAAAAACGCUUCUGCACAGCCGAAGAGUGGACGUGCCGUUAACACCGGGAGCAUUCUUCCUUUUUACGUGAACCCUGCCAUUGCACACCAGCCCUUCACACAGCCCUAUCUCCGGAAACCACCCUCUAUGUUUGGUGGCGAGGCGGAGCCCCUCUUGGCGAGGCAGCGGGCCCUUGCCGCCGAUCAGAAUGCGUCCGUGCGGGUCACCUCCAUGCCGCAGCUGGAGAAAUUAAAAAAACUCCUGGAAAACCGAGACAAGUUGCGGCGGGUGGAGACUAAACAACAGGAGCUGGCAGAAAUGCAGCAGGAACGGGUGGAUUUGGGCAAUGUGUCCCGAUUUGGUUGCCCCGCGCCUGUCCACAUCUUUUUGCGGGGCAACAAACCUCGUGUGCAGAUCACGGUGGAGGAAGCCAUAGGUGUUGGGUACGUUCUCCAAUUCCCAGACACGAAAAGCAUCCAGUCGUGCGUCUCCAACAUCGAUUCGGACGUGACAAUUGGACUGCCGCACCAUCGACAGAGAAGACGUGACAUGGCGCUCACUCCCAACUUUCGUCACCACCGGCGCUGUUUCCUCUUUGCCGCGUCUCAGCUAAAGGAAAAAAGCAAAGAAGAGGCAAUGCUGAAGGAGGCCGCCGUGCGCGAUGCGGAGAAAAAGGAAAAUGCCCAGCACUUGGCCACGCUUUUGAUGAACGAGAUGUCCGAGAAGCAAUCUUCCCUCUGUAUCUUACGUUCGGCAGUGGUGGGAGAGGGGAGCAACACAUCUGCUCCGGAAUGGCAAAGGAACUCCCUCUUCAAGUCAUCCUCGCGAGGUACCCUCACUCCGAAAAGGCAGUCAAUUGCCAGCAGGCAUUGCAGUUUGCCUGCAAAGGAACAGGAGGAGCCCGCGUUUCUUCGACAGCUUCGCGAAAACCCCGAGAGGGCGAUGAACUCCCUUCGCUCGAAGCUCAGUUUGCCACGAGCUAAUACGGAUGGCGAGGCAGCCGAAAAUAACUUUUCUCGUUCUAUAUCGGAAGCCAAUAAUUCCUCCAACACCAUGGCACAAGGAAAUGAUUUAAUGGAACGUCUACGUGGUGUGUCAGGGAUGCAUGAAUUGAAGAAAAUGGAGGCAUCGGUCAAUGGAAUUCCGCCUCGUAGGCCAAGCGAUAAAAAUGGUGAGAAGGAAACCGACAAGACGGGAGGAGAAGAUGGUUCUCCUCUGGCUUCUUUUAUAGCGGACGAGAACGCACCGCUUUUUGUUGAUGGUUAUGGCCAGCUUGGAAAUUUAGAGAGCGGUGCGGUAGAGGAAUUGCCGGCACAUAGCAAAUCGUCGGUGGAAAACCCACCGUUGGAGACAAAUUACUGGGAUGCUCCAAGUGUUUCGAACGAACACACGCGCGAUGAUAACUUCGCGUCGAUUUCUCGCAGUUUUGUCAUGCCAACUGUGAGGGAGGCAACUUUAACAAUGCGCCGCAUGCAACGUAACAUUGAGGGUCUUAACGCUGUGGCUGAGGAGCAAAAGCGUGAACGGCUGCAAAGACUUCGUCGCCGUGUGGAUUGCACGGAUUUCCUCUUGGAGGAUGCCUCAAUUUUGGCGGAGUACCAGCGGAUAGUAGAGGACUGGGCCGCCAACUACACUCAGCAUGCUCGUGACCCGCUGUAUGUCAGUGAGAUUCCGCCUCUGUUGUUACCUGAGGCUGGCGCGGACUACCUUGCUGAGGAGUAUCAACAUAUCCGACGUCAGCAACUGACAGAAUUGAUUGAAGCACGUGGGACAGAUGGGUGGCACGGUGAAAUAGAAGCAAAAGAUCGUCGCGCCGGGAAGGAUAAGAGCGAAGCAGACAAAAAAUCCGGCAGGCGUGUCACGACUCUGAUCGGAGCGAAGAAACUGGGGAUACCCUCCAAACCACUGCGGAACCCGCUUUCUCAUUUGAGCCCGGAGGAGUACGAGCGAUGGGUCGCGGAGCGUGACGCCGUGUUUGCGGCUGCCAAGCGCCCGUCGUGA